UUAUAACUUUUUUUUUUUUUCUGUUGUCAGGUGAGUUAAUCGAUUAUCAACUAAGGCAUAGUAGAUUAAGGAACAGACUACUAAAAUCAUUGUCAAAUAAUGAAAUUGAUUACUAAAAGUAAUAAAAACAACCGUAAUACCGUCAAUGAAACUCAACGCAAUUCAAAAAAUAAGAAGACGAAAUUAUUUCAAAAAGGCAGUAGAAACUGCACAUGCAUAAUAGGAAGUAUUUUGUACUUUAUAGCAAAGCCCACAUUGUUCAGAAAGAAUUUACAAGAGGCCAUCCAUCAUCACUAAUCUUGAAGCUUCACUACAUCUGCACCUGAACAAUCUUUAAGACCACCUGAUAAAGUCGUACUAAUUUUCCGUAUUGGACUACGGUACGACAUAACCAGGUAAACCGCGCUGUAGGAAUGAAGAUUGUAGUGUACAGAGUUGUCUUCUUCAUUAGAUAGGUCAUACAAAUAGCCGAAAUUCCCAUGAGCAAUUUCCGCAGAACAAUAUGUUCCCCCAAAAGUAACACUGGGAAAGUUAUCCAUAAAAGGGGAGAUAUCUGUACUAGGUUCUUUGUAAAAGGAGCUAUCACGCCCACGGCAGCAGAAUAUAAUUCCACCAAAGACUUGUACUUUUUCAUUAUUACUACUUACACUUUUCUCACAAUCCAACUUUAGAUGCAUCAGCUUAUCAUAAACACUUUUCCUAGAUGACAAAGCAGCUUGUGAAUCGGGGAUGUAGAAACAGAAUUUUGCUCCAGAUCUAAUACCAUCAUUCACACCUAGGUACUCUUCUUCGCAUCUGAAAGGCCAAAAAGAAAAGAAAAAAAAAAGUUGCUCAUUCUCUGGACAGUUACAAAGACGAAUAAGGCAAGAAAUUUUCGCCUCAUCAAGAAAGAGAAUUUGUAAAUAAAUGAGUCGAGCAGAACAAAAUAAAACUUACUCCAAAAAUUUAUGGAGCCCGUGAAAUCGCAUCGGUGGUGCUAUUUCCACUCCAUAUGUAGCUCCUCUACUUCUUAUUACUCCAACAUAGAGAGGUGCAACAGGAAAUUGAAUAAUUUCUCCAACCUGUCUCAACUAUUCUUGUUAGAGAUGAAACGGUAAAAGAAUAAAUUAUGAUUAAAAUUUUGAAUGUCAAUUAUAGAUAUCUGAUUGCGUAAAUCAUCUAGAAUAGCAUAACCUCCAAGAUCAUGCGGAACUGUUUCUCUGGUUGCAGUGAGCAUAUUGUCACGGCCCGCUAGUUUUGGCCCAACCCCUUGCCAAUUUCCCUUGGGUUGGGGAGGUUAAAAAGUCCAAGAUUUAGCCUUAAUAGGGUUAAGCCCAAGUUGGCCCAAAUGUAUAGAGGUAGGUAGAGGUAGGUAGAGAUAUUUUAGGAAUUCUUUGGAGUGUUCUAGAGAACCACUCCCAACCGUUAGAUCAAAUAGAUCUCCACCGUCCAUUGAGGAAAUGGACUAGUAUAAAUAGAGGUAGGAUCCUCAUUUGUAAUCAUCCAAGAAAUCCAACAAGCACUUAAGCAAUAAAGUACCUUCUUACAAACUCUCUUAUCUUCUUAACUUCUUUCUUCGUUUCCAUCGCUUAGCAUUCGCAACACAUUUCGGGAGAGGAUGACUUAGCUAUCGCGAGGGGCGAGAAGGAGCUAAGGCCGCGCGGUUCUUUGUUAAGGGAACAAGUCCGUGACAAGUGGUAUCAGAGCCCGGCUAAGGGCUUUGUGUUGAUCGAAUUCUCAACGAUGGCGAACGUUGAAGAUAUUUCGUACAUAACCGAGGGACGUGGCAGGGAGGCCCAAGUAAACAACAAGAAGAAGAGGGAUCACAGCAAGGCUCGUGUGGAGAGUACCGUUAAUGAGGCCGUGCUAACGGAUCAUGGCGAAAGACUCGAGAGGCUCGAGAAUAACAUCGCCAUAGCGGAGCUUAGCGAAUGAUUCGAGAAGCUCGAGCACGAUACGGAAAGUGUUGGAGAAUCACGUCGCCGAGCAACUCGAUUUGUUUAGAGACAAUGAGACGUUGCGGGAGGAACAGUUGGAUCGAUUGGAGGCCAUCAUCCAAUCCCUCCAAGAGAGCAUCGAGGGGAUGCACGACGACUUGGCCUUGUGCAAAAAGGCCGCCGCUAACGGUAGCGUUGGUGCUACUCCGAGUCCAAGGGUGGACUGCCCGAAGCCAACGGGAUUCAACGGCGGAAGGGACGCCAAGGAAGUUGAGAACUUCCUAUGGAGGAUGGAGCAAUAUUUCGAGGGUAUCGGUAUAGUCGACGAGACGACUAAGGUAAGAACUGCUUCCCUUCAUCUUUCCGAUACGGCAAUGUUAUGGUGGCGUAGAAAGCACGCCGAUAUCGAGAAAGGCAUUUGCCGAAUCGAUACUUGGGAAGAGUUCAAGAGGGAACUCAAGCAACGAAGUUCAAUCCGCGAGUACGUGAAGGAGUUCACCACCCUCACCCUUCAAAUUCCCAACCUUUCCGAGGAGGAUCUCCUUUUCCACUUCACCGAUGGGUUACAAGGCGGGGCCAAGCAAGAACUCCACCGACGAGACAUCAAAUCCGUCGAUGAAGCUAUUGCCGCCGCCGAGUCUUUAACCGAGUAUCAACCGAGAGAUUCGUUGCGGAAAGAGAAGUGGAACCCGACUAAAGGCGGAGGAGAGAGACGGGACAAUCAUGGUUGGGACCAUCGAGAUAACCGAGACCCACGGCGAGCGUCAACCUCGAGGGGAGGAGACAAGCCAUCCUCACGCCAACAACUUGAAGAGAAGAAGAAGUCGUUUGUGCCUAAGGGAGGAUGCUUCGUGUGCAAGGGGCCGCACGCGAUGAGUCAAUGUCCCAAGAUGGGGUCAUUGUCGGCACUCUUACAACAAGAGGCCGAGCAAGGCACAAACGAGGGGCUAGGCAACAUGGGAUCGCUCCAACUUCUGAACGCCUUAAAGGCUAAUCCGGUGCCGGCAACAUCAAGCAAGGGGCUGAUGUACGUGGAGGCCCGCAUCAACGGUACCCCAUCAAAGGUGAUGGUAGAAACGGGAGCGACCCACAACUUUAUUACCGAGGACGAGGCCAAGAGGGUUGGCCUACGGUGGACCAGACGAGACGGUUGGCUCAAGGCCGUCAACGCUAAGACACAACCGCUCAACGGUGUAGCACGAGACGCGGAGCUACACUUAGGCAUUUGGAAGGGCCAAGUGGAUUUUUCGGUAGCACCGAUGGAUGACUUCAAGGUGGUGCUAGGCAUGGAUCUCUUCUGCAAGGUAAUGGCUAUCCCGAUGCCUUGUUUUAAUUCAGUUUGUAUCUUAGAGAAGGGGACACCUUGCAUGGUGCCAGCCACCAACGGCACCACUAAGGAAGCAAGCACGCAACCAAGGCAACUGUCGGCCAUGCAAGUUGCCAAGGGAGUUCGACGGGGCGAGCCAACAUUUUUAGCCGCUUUAAAGGAGGACAACCCACCCGUCGACAAAGAGGAGGACGUGCCACCGAUCAUCUAAACCGUCUUGGAGGCCAACCAA
Erythranthe guttata (spotted monkey flower) is the source of this 3475-nucleotide messenger RNA. The record is from RefSeq and is a predicted model, not a curated record. Lineage: Eukaryota; Viridiplantae; Streptophyta; Magnoliopsida; Lamiales; Phrymaceae.